Ctenocephalides felis (cat flea) is the source of this 1278-nucleotide messenger RNA. RefSeq lists its product as uncharacterized. NCBI's taxonomy places the organism in Eukaryota, Metazoa, Arthropoda, Insecta, Siphonaptera, Pulicidae. Bases 64 to 963 code for a protein of 299 amino acids. The transcript is spliced from 4 exons. The record is from RefSeq and is a predicted model, not a curated record.
UAUAUCAUAUUCUAAUAUUGUCUAGGACUUUGCCUCUAAUUAAAUCCAUGUGUAUCAUUUACCAUGGAAUCAAGCUCAAUUUUGCAGCAAAAUAUUUAUUUAAUCGGUGAUGUUUACCCUCAAAUUAUCACUGAUACAUUACCAUCUAAAUUACAAGUGCUAAAAGUGUUUUUUUACCACUUACGUGUCCCCAAAUUAAAAAUACGUGAAAGUGCUCAAAUUUGCAUAGAUCAAGUCAUAGUAUUUUGGCAAAAAGCUCAGAUACCAAUUCAAAGAAUAGAUCAUUGUAUACAUCACUUGUUGAAGUUACAUAAGCAAUAUCAUUUGCUUCAAAAAAGCGUAAACAGAGACACAAAUGAAAUUAGAGAGGUCGAAUUUAAAAUUUCAUUGUUAAAUUUGUUCGACAUUGCUCAUUUGAAUGUGGCACAAAUGGUCGAUGAAUCUAUAAUGCAAUUUUUAAAUGAGCAAAGGGAAGAUAGAGGUAGAGUUCGUUGUAUACCUAAUACUGAGUUUGAUAUACCUAAUAUUGAGUUUGAUGAUGAUGAUGAACAAGUGCAGAAGAUGAAGGCUGAUCUACUACAGCUACAGAAAAAAGUGGGGAGAGAAGUACCACGACACGGCAGGCCCCAGUCAAAUUUGGACUUUCUCACCCGCAAAAGAAAACCAGGAAAAAAACAUAAUUUUAUUAGAAAGAAAAUGACGAAUCAACACAAAAGGGACCCUAACCAAGGAUUGUCUAAAAUAUAUGGAAAAUCAAAAACAACAACUGAAAUGGAGCUAAUUGGAUAUCCUCAAAUCAAACAAGAAUUAGAUGAUUAUGAAAUAACAGAAAUAUGUGCGGACAAAGAAGAAAUAUGUCUGCAGCAGUUUUUAGAAACUGAGAUAACGAUAGAUGAACAAAUAAAGCAGGAACCGUUUGAUGAGCAUGAUGUUGGUUUCAGUACAAAUCAAACACAGGGAUGAAAUAGUACUGAAGAACGACCUUAUAAAUGACUUUCAGCGCCCAAAAUGUCAGAAGGAACAAGUACAACAGCAUUAGUUAAAGUUGAGCCUAUCGAAUAUCCUCAAAUUAAACAAGAACAUGAUGAUUAUCCUCAAGUGAAUCAAGAAUUUAAAGGUUAUGAAGAUAUAAAGGAAAAUAAUCAAUUAUAUCUGCAGCGAUUUUUAAAAUCUGAGGUAACUAUAGAAGAGACAAUUAAACAAGAAGAAACAAUUGAUGAACAAGAUGAAAAACCUGUUACAUAUAGUGAAGAAAUCAGUGACACAAGUAAAUUAGUA